AUGGCCGCUGCCAGGGACCAGCUGCAGCUCAGAUUAAUAACUGACUACCCUGAAGAUGUCAUAAAUGUAGGGAAAAUAACGUUUGGUGAAAAACAAAGAGACGAGCUAGAAGAGAAACUAGGAAUUCAAAACACUAAUCUCACCCAAGCAGCCUGUGCCCUGCUCAACUCAGGGGGAGGCGUGAUAAGAGCUGAAAUUGAGAAUGAAGGCUAUUCCUAUAAGCAACACGGGUUUGGACUGGACAUAGGGAAGUCCUUUCGGGAGUGUGUUCAAUCUGAUUCCUUUUCUAAAUAUUUUGACAUAGUCCAGGAAGGUUCUUGCUUGCAUAUCUGGGUCAAAACAUGGAGUACCGAGAGCAUAUCGCAACCUGCAGUAAUAUCAAAGGCUCGCCUUUGUUGCCUGGAUACUGGGCUGCUUCAGCGAUCCGUCACCUCAGCUGUGAAAAUGAAACCUUUGGAGGCUCUGGAUUUUCUGAAAGUGAAGCAAGCUUCUGCUAAGAAAGAUCCUGCAGAGAUGGCAGGGCUGAUUCGGAAGAGGGCUUCUCUUUGGGACGACAUACAGCAUUCAAGAGGAGCCGGCAUGCAGGUGGAAGAAGAUAUUCUCAAGGCCGCUGCUCGGUUUUUUGAACGAGACUGGCUAGAAUAUGAAGAGUUCCUGGAUUUCACUGAGUCAACAGAGGUUGAGUUCAAGGGAUUCCCGUAUUUGGCUAAGUCAGCAGAGGUUGAGUUUACGGCUGAGAACAUCCUGGAAUUUGUUAGAGCCAAGCUGCCCAACUACAUCUCUGCUUUUGCAAACACCAAAGGGGGAUACUUAAUUUUUGGCGUGGGUGAUGAUCGGAAGGUUAUUGGAUACGAAGUAAACUUACAGCCAGAUCAACUGAAAAUCGAAGUGCAGGAAACCAUUGAUAAGUUGCCCCACUUCCAUUUCUGUGCUUCUUUAGAGAAAGUCGCAGCUGAAUGUAAAAUCAUGCCUGUUUAUGAAACGAAUGGAACAAAGCAUGGCUGUGUCCUUGCUGUGAAGCUUGAGCCAUUUUGCUGUGUUGUUUUUGCGGCAGCUCCUGAUUCUUGGAUUGUGAAGGACCACCAUGUAAAGAAAUUGCGAGUUGAUGAAUGGAUUGAACUGAUGACAGCAGAAGACCCAGGAGAUUCAAAUGGGAUAAUUUAUAAAUCAGAAGAACUCUGUGCAGAACUCUUUUCUGAGUAUCUGGGACUGAAGAACAUUAUGAACAAGAAGAUGAAGGAGCUACAAUUUUCUAAGGGAGUCCUGGUUUUUUCAAGAAGCUGGGCUGUUGAUGUUGGGCUGCGGCAACAUCCAUGUGUCGCCUGUGAUAUCCUCUUAGUAGCCACAGACACAGUUCCAGUGCUAUACACAAUUAUUGUGGAUAAGAAUUAUUCUGACUCUUCAACAAUCCCUGUGUUGCAAUAUUCAAGGAAUGUUGCCCGUAUAUUAAAGCAGAAACUGGUGAAUGAAGGGGGGUAUACUCGGAAAGUAUGUGUGGUUCCACAUGUCAUUGAACUUGGAUCCAAUGGAGAGGUAAAGACAGAUCUGAGUUUGCCAGUCCCAUACCCUCUCACCUAUGUGGUCUCCAGGGAAGAUUUAGAAGAACUGACGCAAGCCCUUGCGAUUGUCUUGCUAAGGUUUAGGUCUUCCUUAAGUGACCAGCUUGGCUGUGAAUUUUUCAACCUUCUCACCACUAAGCAGCAUGAGAUCCUAACGAAGAAUCUCCAUAAGAGCAAGAAGCUGUUUGUCUAUGGCCUUCCAGGAUCAGGGAAGACUGUCGUGGCCUUACAGAUCAUACAGAAAAUGAAAAAUGUAUUUCACUGCAGCUCUGACGAGAUCCUUUACAUUUGUGAAAACAGACCGCUGUGUGAGACUGUGAGAAUGAAAAAUAUUUGCCAGGCUGUAACACGAGUCAGUUUUUUAAAAGGGAAAUACACUCAAUCAGUGAAGCACAUCAUAAUUGAUGAGGCCCAGAAUUUCCAGUCCGAAGACGGUGAUUGGUAUGGGGAAGCUGUGAAAAUUACACAAGCAGCUGCUCAUAAGCCUGGCAUUUUAUGGAUCUUCUUGGAUUAUUUACAAAAAACACACACAUUUGAUUGUGGGCUUCCUCCUCCCUAUGCUCAGCAACCUCAGGAAUGGUUAACUCUUGGGGUGCGGAAUGCCACUGAAAUUUUUGAUGCCAUGAAAGAACAAAUGCAUAACAUACUGUGCAGUCCCAAUGAACCUGGCAUUCCUUAUGAACAGUUAGAAGCUUUGGUAGAAGAAGCUCAGUGUGGUCACAGUCUAGGAGGUUUAUACAAACUGUAA
This is a messenger RNA of Gekko japonicus, 2307 nucleotides long. RefSeq names its product schlafen family member 14-like. The record is from RefSeq and is a predicted model, not a curated record. Lineage: Eukaryota; Metazoa; Chordata; Lepidosauria; Squamata; Gekkonidae. The coding region runs from base 1 to 2307 and encodes 768 amino acids. The transcript is spliced from 5 exons.